AGGAGAGAAGUAUAUUACCACUGCAUGUUACAUUUUAAUAGUUAAUAGAACAAAAGAUGCUCGAUGCAUGCUAUACAAGCUAUAUUUCUUCUCUCACCCGCGGAGCUCGCGCCCCACUCCUACACUAACAGUGGGUAGGAAAUGCGGACUUUUGGAAAGUGUCCUUCAAGGGAUCAAAAUGUCUACCAGUGGGACGGCUCAGCCCUGCAGAGGAAGGCAGGUGGAGGAGAGGGAGGCUAACUUUGCCCCAACACCACCAGGGGGCCUACAGAGGGGAAAGGUACAAAAAUAAUGGGGUGGGGGGCAGAUCUGGGUCCGACAGUCCCCCACUGUCAGCUGGUUUCAAUUAGACAAAAGUCACAGUUAGCUGUGUUGCACUUUAUAAAUGUAAAUAGUUAUGUAACGGGCGCUCAGACUGCUGAAUGCUCCCCUGCCUGCAGUCGUACGUGCAUGAGAACUGCAUCAGACAGCACAUCGACGAUACAAGUCCCAGCAUCAGUGUGCUGCAGUGAAAUCAAGCCCCUGAACACACCCUGCUGCAGUCUGCACACCAGUCUCAGCACUGACAGCACACUCAACUCACACCUUCACUGAGCAGAGGAAGAGACGACGAUCUUCUGGAACACAGCUGAGCAGCAGGAUGGUUCAAAAUGACAAAGACCCAAUGCCUGCAGUGGGGAGCCUCUCCCCAAGCCAACUGCUGUCUCUCCUCAAGAUGGAGCCCAAGACUCUUGGGGCCAUUCAGAUUAUUAUUGGGGCUUUAAUUCUUUGUCUGAGUGCGUCAGUGCUCCAGAUCCACGAGGUGCACUUUACAGGAGAUGUGGCUCUCUUCCUGAUCGUUGUAAUACAGGUGACCUUGUCUGGUUCUGUGUUGGUCCACAGUGGGAGGAGACCUUCUCUGUUUUGGGUUAAAUGUGUCCUGGUGCUACAUCUCAUCAGUGCUGCAUUUGCCACUGCUGCCUUGGGCUUGAUGUCCAAACACCUCCCCUACCGCCAGGACUCUUACCACUGUGAACACUGCCGCAGACUGGAGCUACAUGCCGUGCAACAUUGUUUCAGGAAAUGCACCGGGCUGAUCGAGCAAAAGUGUAAACUGUUGAUUGACGGGAUCUUGGGGACAUUGGUGAUUUUCUUGGUGCUGGAGCUGUUAAUCUGUAUCACUGCCAUGCUGUUUGGACUCAGUGUUCUAGCUGCAGGUGGCACCCACGCUCCCAGCCAGAGACCUGUCUAUCCACAGACCCGCCCCCCACCUGUUUCAGCUGUGCAAGCAGUUCAAGCUGCUCCAGCUGCAGCUGAACCAUCUCAGGUGGCUGUAGUUGUGACUGAACCAGAUUCAGAGCAGGUUGAGGACAUCUCCACUCCAACCACUGAACCCCAGGUGGAGCCAAUAGAAGUUGAGACCACGGAGCCCUGAUCUAAAGCACACUGUGCUGUCAAGUCAUGCCAUCUCAUGUUAGAGUGUAAACAACUGGAAAAUGAAAAUAAGGAGCCAGUUAACUCCCAUUUAGCUUGAUGAUAUAUUUCAACUCAGGUGACAAAGUCAUACAAAUGUGCUGACAGCAGUCAUCAAUGGUCAGACAGAUAAUAAGAAUUGGUAAAAAUAAAUGUAAUGGCAUGACAUGAACACAGUACCAGUGUGAGCAAUGCUGACCCACGGUGCAGUAUGUUGUGGUAUCAUAUGGAUCAGUGUUAUUGGUAAUGUUGAUUUAUUCUUCAAAUACUAAGACCACUAAUAUAAGUAGAGUCAGCUUGGGACAAGCAAAGAUGUUGGUCACCAUAGAAUAAGUAGGAUGUAAUCACUUCUACAUUACACUAAUAAUGUAUGCUCAUGUUUGUUCAUUAGACUAAAGACUAACUACUGGCACUUUUCAACCUCUUUUGCCUGAAACCUAUUUUACUGUUGUCUGCUAGUAAGACCAUUCUUUUAUUUAUUUGUAGAUUUAAAUUGUGUAAAGCCAUUACAGACUUAACUGACUGAGUAUUACAGCGGCUAAUCCACUAUCUAUUAUCCAUUCAUUAUUGGCUCUAAUAUACAGUAUAUACUUGAGACCUCUUAUCUUAAAUGUAAAGAAGUACUCCAGUGAUUUAGUACCAGACAGAAAUAUGAAAAUUCAGACUAAAAAAAAAAAAGUCAGAAUUCUUUUAUAUCAAUAACUAAAAUCCACAAAUCUAAAAUAUACACAGUGCCAACUGCAGUGGCUCUUAGCAGAGUGCCAAAGGCCAAACAGUGCUGUUUAAUUAAUCAAGCCUAAUCCAACAUCAAAAUUGAUAGUCCUCCAUCAUUCUACAAUUUAAACCACCCAUAACUGCUUAACCAUGAUUUAACACUUCACAUACUAGCCAACUUAAUUCACCUGACACCAUGCACUAUUCGUGAGAAAUUAAAACAAAUGUCCGAAAAUAUGUCAUAUUGUUUCAGAAAGAGAGAUGUUUCCUGGAUCUGUCCGUUUACUUGGACCUAGUGCUGGGUGGUAUACCGGUUCAUAUUUUCGUUAUGAUAUGAAUUUUUAAUAUACCGUCAUACUGGUGUAUUUGAUUACACAACAUUCAGAACGCUGCGCUGCGUGCCACUGUUUCAGACCAGACCCUUUUCAUGUUGCGCUUCUAAACAGGCAUGGGGCAACUGCGAGGCGUGGUGGGGGUAAACAGUAGUGCUGUGGUGUUAUGUUACGGUGAAGAUGACUAGGAUAGACAUUGCAGUUCAUGACUUCAUCUGCUGAUGUCAAGAUUAGCAACUGGAAAGCUGCUGAGAUCCGGGAGUUGUUAGCAUCUCCUUGGUCUCUGUAGCUGUCAGUUUUUUUGUUGUGGCGGUAGGCUACUAACGGUUAAAACAUGAUAAACUGCCCUCUUGGGAGCCAAAAUGCACACUAAAGUGUCCUCAUGGCAGCCAAAACGCCCUUCUUUUCACCCCUGCCCUUCAAAAAGUCUGUGCACGCCACUGUGCCUACCCCAGUGGCGGCUUUUUGGGAAAGAAGGUAUAUCAAACCUCCCUUUUAGAUAGACAGAGCGGCAGAAUGCAGCCUUUACCUUGCA
Acanthopagrus latus (yellowfin seabream) is the source of this 3033-nucleotide messenger RNA. RefSeq lists its product as uncharacterized. The record is from RefSeq and is a predicted model, not a curated record. The coding region runs from base 641 to 1414 and encodes 257 amino acids. The transcript is spliced from 9 exons. Gene Ontology annotation, cellular component: membrane. NCBI's taxonomy places the organism in Eukaryota, Metazoa, Chordata, Actinopteri, Spariformes, Sparidae.